This is a messenger RNA of Peronospora farinosa, 1299 nucleotides long. The record is from the annotation of a GenBank genome assembly. NCBI's taxonomy places the organism in Eukaryota, Oomycota, Peronosporomycetes, Peronosporales, Peronosporaceae.
AUGACGGAAGAGGAAGUGCAGCAUCCGAUACGCGUUAAUACGUCGCAAUUGCCGGAUAAUUUAUCAGAUCUGUAUACAUGGGAGAAGAACGUUCAUACCGUAGACUUGGUUUGCAAACAAACAGUUGACGAGAGAGAGAUUUCUCCACCACGAACUGCACGAGUCUUUUAUUUCAAUGGACAAAGGACUGAUGCAAUGAGCAACCACUUGACCACUAAAAGUCAAGAGGAUUUAGAAAAAGAAGAAGGAAAUGGACAUUAUAAAUGUGGUGACUACAUGGCUGCAAUCAAGAGCUAUAGCCGUUGUCUAAGGUAUAAUCCAAACAAUGCAGUGGUCCUGUCGAAUCGCGCCAUGGCGUAUCUGAAGAAUCAAGAGUUUACCAAUGCAGAAGACGACUGCACAGUGGCACUAGAAGUAGAUCCAACACAUGUCAAAUCGUAUUCACGCCGAGGCACGGCACGGAACUCGAUGGGAAAACAUCGACUCGCAUUGCUUGAUUUCCAUUGUGCUGCGACUUUGGAUCCGAGAAACCGUCAAAUCCAGGUACAGCUGCAAUCGACUCGAGAACUUAUUCAGACAGCAAUCAAGUGCUCUCCAAAACGAACAGAAUUUGUAAUUGAAAUUGUGGGAGAAAGAUCACUGAAUAAUUACACUGGUGAGCAGGAUCUUGCUGCCUGUGAGAAGGAGGAAAGUUCUGAGUCACAACAGCUGAAGAAACGAAGUUCUGGCACGGAACAAAUGUCUUUACCAGGGCAAGAAUCACCCUCCUCUCUACUACCUCAGGAUGCGACGUUUUUGCAAGCAACAUGCACAAAAAAGAAGACGAAGAGCUUAACUAUGUUGCCCAAACUUCCUAAGAAAGCACCGGCUGCUUCUUACGAGUUUGGCCGCGUGUGGAAGACGCUCGCUUUGCGUGGAGAUGCUGAGCAGAAAAAUCGUUUGCUCAAUUUACGCGCUAAUUAUUUGCGCAUGGUUGAUCCUCCUUCACUUCGCAGCGUCUUCAAGACUGCGAUCGAGUCGGACGUGUUAUGUGAAAUCUUUCACGUCCUCCGCUAUGGUGUGGUCCCCGUAUCGGAGACAAACUCUUCACUAUCGGCCGACACCGCAUCAUUUGUGCUUGCGUUUAUUAGCGAGCUGACGAAAGUACCGCGCUUUAACAUGACAAUUAUGCUUCUGUCCGAUAGCGAUAAAGAAGAUCUGGCAUGGGUGGUCCAGUAUUUGGAAACAUUAGCGAAAAGGAGCAACAAGAUCGACGAGCAUCAAGUUGAUGACCUCAGGAAGCUGUAUCAGCUGCCAUGA